Candoia aspera is the source of this 2460-nucleotide messenger RNA. RefSeq names its product potassium voltage-gated channel subfamily A member 2. The transcript has 2 exons. Lineage: Eukaryota; Metazoa; Chordata; Lepidosauria; Squamata; Candoiidae. The coding region runs from base 944 to 2443 and encodes 499 amino acids. Gene Ontology annotation, cellular component: membrane; voltage-gated potassium channel complex; axon terminus. Gene Ontology annotation, biological process: potassium ion transmembrane transport; protein homooligomerization. The record is from RefSeq and is a predicted model, not a curated record. Gene Ontology annotation, molecular function: protein binding; delayed rectifier potassium channel activity.
AGAAAGGAGCAUCUGAUUGCCUCCGAUGACUUUGUGUUGGUAAAGCAGGAGUUAAGUAUAACAAAUGAAGGCUGCGAGCUUGUCAGGGUUGUACUAUUUUUCUAAUGCAUAAGAAGAAGGGAGGUUAGGAGACAGGAGGCAGUGGGGAAAUCCAACAGAAGGUGAUCUGAAGCUAAGCCUUCCAGACUGUUGAUAUUGAUGGGCAUCCAGAGAAAGGACAGGUCAGCUGCAUGAAAAAAUAUCUAUCUCUUAGGAACUCGGAUUAAUGAGCGGUGUUUCAUUGCCUCCCCUGCCUUAGUUCUUGCAUCCUAGCUGUGAGUGGGGAAGGAGGGCAGCUGUCUUCUGCUGAGGAUUGGAAGCCAGGGAGUUUCUCCUGGGAAGGAGAAAGCCUUUGGUUGUUCUUAAGACAACAAGAAGAAAAAACAGCAUCCUGAGAGAAAAGGGCAGGAUAGCAGCCUGUGGCUCUAAGGGCACAGAGCAUCCCCUCCGAGAAGUCCAACCAGAGGCUGGAUGGUUGGUGAUGCAGCACCCAGCUAAGGGCAGGGCAGUCCAGGGAGGCUUUGGGGCUGAGAUCUUGAGUCCACAUGGGAUAUUCUUCAGGUGCUCAGAAGCAAAACAUCCCAGGUCAUGUCCUGCAUGCCAAAUGAAGUCCAGUGCUUCUGUGAUGGGAACCCGGCUGCAGCUGGCUGAGCAAUGCGUGGCAGAGAGCACAAUGCUCUGUUUUUUCUCCUGAAAAGGAAGCUCAGCGGAGACUACACUGCAGCGGACCUGCAACAGCAAACAGCACAGAUGCCAAAUGCUGACAGACUUUUUUCAUGAACUCCCUGUUUCCAUGAACUACUUCAGAGCCUAUGUACAUAACUUUCCAGUGGAUAUUAGAAUCUCAGUGAACACUUCCCAGCCACCAGAUAUUCAUAAAAGUUUUGAUUAAAACAGCCUAAAUAUGACUGUUGCUACUGGAGAUCCCACAGAUGAAGCAGCAGCUUUGCCUGGUCAUCCUCAGGACACUUAUAACCCAGAAACUGAUCAUGAAUGUUGCGAGAGGGUGGUUAUUAAUAUCUCGGGGCUGCGGUUUGAAACACAACUUAAGACACUUGCUCAGUUUCCAGAGACUUUGUUAGGAGACCCUAAAAAGAGAAUGAGAUAUUUUGAUCCACUCCGGAAUGAGUAUUUCUUUGACCGAAACAGACCCAGCUUUGAUGCUAUUUUAUAUUACUACCAAUCAGGUGGCAGACUGAGACGGCCUGUUAAUGUGCCCUUGGACAUCUUCUCAGAAGAAAUAAGGUUUUAUGAACUUGGUGAAGAAGCUAUGGAGAUGUUUCGGGAGGAUGAAGGUUAUAUCAAGGAAGAAGAACGGCCUUUACCAGAGAAUGAGUUUCAGAGACAAGUAUGGCUUCUCUUUGAAUACCCAGAAAGUUCUGGGCCAGCCAGGAUUAUAGCAAUUGUCUCAGUCAUGGUCAUCCUAAUCUCCAUAGUAAGUUUCUGCUUGGAAACUCUGCCUGUGUUCCGUGAUGAAACUGAAGACAUGCAUGGUAGCAGUAGCAACCCCAGCCCUUAUUCCAACAGCACAACGGGGUCUCAACAAGCAACAUCUUUCACAGACCCCUUCUUUAUAGUAGAAACACUCUGCAUAAUUUGGUUCUCCUUUGAAUUCUUGGUGAGAUUCUUUGCCUGCCCUAGCAAAGCUGGCUUUUUUACCAAUAUCAUGAACAUCAUUGAUAUUGUUGCCAUUAUUCCGUACUUCAUCACACUUGGCACAGAGCUGGCUGAGAAACCAGAAGAUGGCCAGCAAGGUCAACAGGCAAUGUCUCUUGCUAUCCUCCGAGUGAUCCGUUUGGUGAGGGUGUUCAGGAUCUUCAAACUUUCCAGACACUCCAAGGGAUUGCAAAUCCUAGGACAGACUCUGAAGGCCAGCAUGAGGGAGCUAGGCCUCUUGAUAUUUUUCCUCUUCAUUGGUGUCAUCCUGUUCUCCAGUGCUGUCUAUUUUGCAGAGGCUGAUGAGAGUGAAUCUCAGUUCCCAAGCAUUCCUGAUGCUUUUUGGUGGGCUGUGGUUUCCAUGACAACAGUUGGCUAUGGAGACAUGGUCCCCACGACCAUAGGUGGAAAAAUAGUUGGCUCCUUGUGUGCCAUUGCAGGUGUACUAACAAUUGCCUUACCCGUGCCGGUUAUAGUGUCCAAUUUCAACUACUUCUAUCACCGUGAGACAGAAGGAGAGGAGCAAGCUCAAUACUUGCAAGUCACCAGCUGCCCAAAGAUCCCUUCUUCCCCUGACCUAAAGAAAAGCAGAAGUGCCUCCACUAUUAGUAAGUCUGAUUAUAUGGAGAUACAAGAAGGUGUGAAUAAUAGCAAUGAGGACUUUAGAGAGGAGAACUUGAAAACAGCCAAUUGCACCCUAGCUAACACAAACUAUGUUAAUAUAACUAAAAUGUUAACUGAUGUCUAGCUAAUAAAAAGAGAGAA